GAUGAUGCUGAUGUGUGAAGCGAGGGGGCUGGGUUUUUGAAAAAAAAAACAGCUACACCUGCCCCUCCUCACCACAAAUUGCUGCGUUCUGAGGAGCAGAGGAGAUCUUACCAGUUGGUUUAGAUCCGCUGCAGACACAGGAGGGGGCUCACAAAGCCUAGAGACUAAAACCUGGAUUCUACACUUUCAUGAAGUGGAUCUUUAGAAUAUGACAAUAGUUCCAGAGGCUCUGGGCUGACGGAUACCUUGGACAUUGAGGAAUACUUCAACAUCAUCUCGCACUCCACGUCAACACUGAAACGUCACACCAGAGAGAAAAGGUCUAUCCUUCCCCUGAGGGACCUGUGGCACCACUGAAUGGUGGAGCCACCCCCCCCACCCCCCUUCACCCCAGUGCCAAAGAGUCAGGAUGAUGAACAGCUUCUAGUGGAUUUCCUUUUGCCCGAGCAGAGUCCGUUAGUGAGGCAUCAAGACACUGUUUUCUGAUAAGGUUGGAGAGCAGCCAAAGACACGGGGAAACAUGCCCUUUGGCGGGUUAGCAGGUUUGAAGGAGAAGGUGCUUAAACCUGGGAAGGAGGAAGUGAAAAACACAGUGGGAGACUCUUUGGGAAAACUGCAAAGGAAAAUGGACGGUAGCAAUGCAGAGGAAACAGACCACAUUGAGCUGACAGAGGACGGGCGUCCGGUGGCGUCAGCUCCUCGCGCCGCCCCACUGCUGGACUGCAGCUGCGGCGGUCUGCCCAAGCGCUACAUCAUCGCCAUCCUCAGCGGCCUGGGCUUCUGCAUCUCCUUUGGUAUCCGUUGCAACCUCGGUGUGGCCAUUGUGGAGAUGGUGAACAACAACACCGUCUACAUCAAUGGGACCCCUGUGCUUCAGAGAGCUCAGUUCAACUGGGACCCAGAGACAGUGGGGCUCAUCCACGGCUCCUUCUUCUGGGGCUACAUUGUCACUCAAAUCCCUGGUGGUUUCAUCUCCAACAAGCUGUUUGCCAACAGGGUUUUUGGGGCUGCCAUUUUCCUGACGUCGGUGCUAAACAUGUUCAUCCCAUCAGCAGCACGGGUGCACUACGGUUGCGUCAUGUUUGUGCGCAUCCUGCAGGGCUUGGUGGAGGGUGUCACCUACCCAGCAUGCCAUGGGAUGUGGUCCAAAUGGGCUCCACCUCUGGAGCGGAGCCGACUGGCCACAACCUCCUUCUGUGGAUCCUAUGCAGGAGCAGUGAUCGCCAUGCCUCUGGCCGGGGUGCUCGUUCAGUACGUCGGAUGGCCUUCAGUCUUCUAUAUCUAUGGUGUUUUUGGGAUCAUAUGGUAUGUCGUGUGGCUGCUGCUGGCAUAUGGAAGUCCCGCUGAACAUCCGACCAUCACGGAGGAGGAGAGGCUCUACAUCGAGACCACCAUCGGGGAAACAAUGCGCCAACUGAGUGUGACUGAGAAAUUCAAGACACCGUGGCGUCGUUUCUUCACCUCCAUGCCCGUCUACGCCAUCAUCGUGGCCAACUUCUGCCGCAGCUGGACCUUCUACCUGCUCCUCAUCAGCCAGCCGGCGUAUUUUGAGGAAGUCUUUGGCUUUCCCAUCAGCAAGGUGGGGCUCCUGUCUGCGGUUCCCCACAUGGUGAUGACCAUAGUGGUUCCUAUUGGAGGACAGCUGGCUGACUACUUACGCAGUAACAAAAUCAUGUCCACCACGAAUGUGAGGAAAAUCAUGAACUGUGGAGGAUUUGGUAUGGAGGCCACUCUGCUGUUGGUGGUGGGGUUUUCUCACACUCGGGGGGUUGCCAUCUCUUUCCUAGUUUUGGCUGUGGGGUUCAGUGGAUUUGCCAUCUCAGGUUUUAAUGUCAAUCAUUUGGAUAUUGCUCCUCGCUAUGCCAGCAUACUGAUGGGCAUUUCUAACGGGGUGGGAACGUUAUCAGGGAUGGUGUGUCCUCUGAUUGUUGGAGCCUUGACCAAAAAUAAGACUCGCCUGGAGUGGCAGCAUGUCUUCAUUAUUGCGUCCAUGGUGCAUUACUCUGGGGUCAUUUUCUACGCUAUCUUUGCUUCUGGAGAGCAGCAGGAGUGGGCCGACCCCGAGAGCACCAGCGAGGAUAAAUGUGGCAUUAUUGAUCAGGAUGAGCUGGCUGAAGAAUCAGAGCUCAACAUGGACAGCGCAGUGGCUCCCAAAAAGAGCUACGGAACCACAAACAAUUCCUCUGGAGGGAAACAGGGCUGGAAAAAGAGGAGAGGGGUGACCGUGCAAGAGGAGGAGGAGCAUUGUGGGAACGGCGAGUACCAGGACCGUUACCAGUGAGACGCACUAGGGGGCAAAGGACUUCCAAAACCCUCGAGUCUGGUUGCAGCUGAAAGUUUGAUUACAAACCUGUGGAAAUAUUUUAAAAAAGCAAUGGAAAAGUAACGAGGAGCAGCAGCAUCAUAUGCACCUCAAGACAUUUUUCCUUUUUGGUCACACACUGCAGUGAUGUCCAGUAAUGUCAAAAAUCCUGAGGGAAAAAUGCUCAAAUUACCGUGAUAAAAUAGUCUUUAUUAGAAACGAUUGGAGCAAAGUCAGAAAAGGAAAAUAUACGUGCAAUGAGAAUUUGAACAUUAAAUGUUAUCUAUACGGACAUAGUUGCUAGUUAGUACUCUUCCACACAAACCUUUAUGAACCGUGUUGUGUUAAAAAGAGCUUCAGAGACACACGUAGAAGUCCUGCGUUGAUCGUACUCCGUCUGUGUGGGCAAACUGAGCGUUGUGUGGCUUACUUUGGACCAACCGUUUCUUGAAAUGUUUCGUGUCAGCUAUGCAACGUGAAAAGAGACGCGCUUUUGGAAUGCAACGAUGGGUUUGACAGCAGUGUUAAUGUUACCAGCCUUAUUUUAUUUAAGUUUGCUUGUAUGUAUUUGCUCUUGCUGAAUGAUUGCACUUUGAACCGCUUAGCCCGCUCUGUCUGAGCAGGUCCUAGUUCACCAUCUGUUCUCAAGCAUUACAUCACCUUCAUCAUCCAUCCUGCUCCGAGCUCAUGAUGGGAGGUGAUGGAUGGUGAUGACGCAUUUAGUGUGACGAUAUAUAUUCUCCUGGUGUUUGUCUUUUUGGAAUCUGUCAGUGUUUGAUACAUGGCGACCCAGUUUGUUUCUAAAAAUAAUGUACUGUAAUGUUUAAUCAUAAAAGAGUAUGGGACAUUUACACUGUUUAUCUGUUUAUCAUUACUGUUAAAGACGAGUCAAUCAAUUUUGUACUGUAGAUUAGUAUGUAGUAUGUUCUUAUUUACUUGGAGAUGUAAUAUAUUUCUAUUCUGUAUUAAGAUCUUAAUACAGACACAUGAUAUCCUGA
Gasterosteus aculeatus aculeatus (three-spined stickleback) is the source of this 3300-nucleotide messenger RNA. RefSeq names its product solute carrier family 17 member 8 (gene slc17a8). Gene Ontology annotation, molecular function: L-glutamate transmembrane transporter activity; neurotransmitter transmembrane transporter activity. Gene Ontology annotation, cellular component: synaptic vesicle membrane; excitatory synapse. Lineage: Eukaryota; Metazoa; Chordata; Actinopteri; Perciformes; Gasterosteidae. Gene Ontology annotation, biological process: synaptic transmission, glutamatergic; neurotransmitter loading into synaptic vesicle; regulation of synapse structure or activity. The record is from RefSeq and is a predicted model, not a curated record.